Salmo salar (Atlantic salmon) is the source of this 3440-nucleotide messenger RNA. It is a transcript of the gene lpar2a, whose product is annotated as lysophosphatidic acid receptor 2a. Gene Ontology annotation, biological process: G protein-coupled receptor signaling pathway. Gene Ontology annotation, cellular component: membrane. Lineage: Eukaryota; Metazoa; Chordata; Actinopteri; Salmoniformes; Salmonidae. Gene Ontology annotation, molecular function: lysophosphatidic acid receptor activity. The record is from RefSeq and is a predicted model, not a curated record.
UGUAAAUUUGGUCAGGCCUCCAAAAACGUACAUAUACAUUAAACUUAGACAUCUUUACUAACUUUGGCUGUAGGUGGUGUCUUAUUGGUUAUUUGACUUGUUUAUGUGGCCGUGUAUGGAAUUUGUCUUUCUGGGCCGGGCGUCAGUUAAUCUGCAGUACCGAAGCAAAACUGUAGGAGCAGUCAAAACCGUGCUUUUAGACCGGAACCCUGGCCACUUGGGGUGAAAAGGUACAUUUACCUGUUGGAAGUGUUGAACAUAUAAAUUGCAUUUCGGGUUAUAUUGGAGGGAAACGUUCUAAAACGGCGCCGCCAUGGAGAGCGGUGGCAUGGGAAACGCGUGCGACUACAGCCACAACGUCACCUUCUUCUACGAUUACGUAGGUAAGGAGAUCAGCAGAGACUGGAGUGUCAGGGACUGUGUGGUAGUGGUCCUGGGCCUGACCAUCUGCCUCAUUAUGAUCCUGUCCAACAUAUUGGUGAUGGCGGCCAUCUUGAUCAACCGACGCUUCCACUUCCCCAUCUACUUCCUGCUAGCCAACAUGGCCGCUGCGGACCUGUUCGCCGGCUUGGCCUACACCAACCUCGUGCUCAACACAGGACCCUGGACCAUCAGGCUGUCCAAGCAGCAAUGGUUCAUUAGGAAUGCUCUGGUGGACAUGAGCCUGACGGCGUCUGUGGCCAACCUGCUGGCGGUGGCGGUGGAGCGUCACCAGACCAUAAUUACCAUGCAGCUGCACAGCAAGAUGACCAACCGGCGUGUGGUGCUGCUGAUCGUGUGUAUCUGGGCAGUGUCUAUCAUCAUGGGGCUGGUCCCUUCCAUGGGGUGGAACUGUGAGUGCCAGCUUAGCGACUGCUCAAUCAUCGCCCCGCUCUACAGCCGCAGGUAUAUGAUCUUCUGGGCGUCUCUCAACCUGCUCACCUUUUUUGUCAUGGUGGCUGUGUACGCGCGCAUCUAUGUCUACGUGAGACGUAAGGCUAAACGGAUGUCUCAGCACAGCUCCCACCAUCUGAGGCACAACGAGACUGUCUUUAACCUCAUGAAGACUAUCUCUAUUGUACUGGGUGUGUUUGUCAUCUGUUGGACGCCGGGCCUGAUGACUCUGUUGCUAGAUGGGAUCAUGGGUAAAGACAGCCAUGCCUUGACCUAUGAGAAGUACUGUCUGAUCCUGGCUGAGUGUAACUCCCUGGUUAACCCUAUUAUCUACUCCUUCCGGGACGAGGAGAUGAGAAGGACCUUUAAGUGUAUCCUGUGCUGCCUGUGUAGGAGGAGCUCUGACCAUCAGGGGGAGCAGUCCCCUGUGGAGUUCACCACACUGCAACCAGAGGUAGAAAAUGGUUGUGAAGUAAAAUCAGAGGAGAAAGCCAACUUUACUGCCCUCCAGCUGAUAAAGACAGAGUGGUGACAAGCCUCUUCACCCUGACAGCUGGAUUCAAAUCAUAUUGACACCAUGGACAUUAAGAUCUACAGCCACUCAUGAAUGUAGACCUCUAUUCAAAUCUGUCACUGAAGCGUUACAAAUUGCGCCAUAGAAAUGUAAAGGCGAUUUCCGAUUGACAUAUGCAGCGUUUACUGUGAAUGCGUCUCUGCUAAUGCGGGAACAUUGCGUUUAAAUUUAAAUCACUGUUACGCAGAACUUCCGUGACACAGAUUGAAUAAAGCCGUUAGUGGGGUUGAAACAGGACGACAAUGUACAAGCACUGGACAAUAUUGUUUAUGACGCCAUACGGUCAUGUGUACAUUUUGGGAUGCUUGUUUGUACGUGUACAGUAUGUUUUGUUUAUCUAGAUGCGUUACACUAAUACUGGGAAAUUCAGAAACUUCCAAACUGUCUAGGGAAAGACUACCUCUAUGUGCCACAGUUAAAUUAUGUGAUACAUUAUAAAACGAGCCAUGAGAUGCUUUAAAAAUACCAGCAGGGGAUAUAGGGAAGCCUGGAAUUUAAGCUGACUAUCACCCUGUCACUAUUUACUGGAAAUGAAACUAUAGUGAACCUGCGUGACAUUCGAUCAUGCAUGCACAUUUUGCGUACGGGUGGUCCUAUGAAUCGAACCCACAACCCUGGCAUUGCAAGCGCCAUGCUCUACGUUUACCAACUUAGCUACAGAGGCGGGUUUCACUUAUGAAAAACUGAGUUUAAAUGUAUUUGGCUAAGGUGUAUGUAAACUUCUGACUUCAACUAUAUGUAAAACACCAUCAAAUGGUGUCGUUAUUUGAUUUGUUUAAAUGUCACAAGAGCGAGCAUAGAUGUAAUGACUAAUCAUAAAAAUAAAAACCAACCCCAAAUAAUGAAAAGCACAAUUAUUUUAUUCAUUUUUUUCUUCUAAUAAGGAACACUACAACUUGUCAUUCUUUUUACUCGUUCUAGAACAAUUCUAAAGUUGAGGUAUAAAAUGAGUUCGUACAGACUCACAGGUCUUGAAACAGUGGGGUUUUAUAUACAAGAGACAGAGGUAGAGACGAGAGGGGGUAUUUAAAAUACAGGGGGACGAAGAAGAGGGAGUAAUAUACAAAGAUACUAACAAAAAAGUGACACAUUAAAAGGGUUUAAUGUAUAGUUUGAUUUGGUGCUGUGGAAUUGUACGGUCGCAGAUAGAAUAUUCUGUGGUAGAAUCCUACAGUAGGUGACUCAGUAUUGGCUCAACCUGUAUAGGAGUAGCUACAUUUUUACGUUUAACUGUAUCGUUACUAUAAAAUACUGGGCGAACACAAAAUAUUUUAAAAAUGGGGUCAAUCCAGACAAAAUGGCCGAAGUUAAAUGGAUAAGGGAAAUCCAGGGAUUUCUAAAAAUGUGAGACGUUUUUUCCCCCCCAGUUGAGGUAAGGGCUGAUUAAAUGCAUUCACGGUAUAUGCUAGCAAGAUGGCCAACAAUGGCUCUGGCAUUAAUUCAGCGGUUAUUGCUAAAAUGCGGUUUCACAAAAGUGCCAAUUGGAAUUCAUACAGCACCAAACAAAACUACAAUACCCAUAACCCCCACACUGCAACCCCAAUUAACAAAAAUACCAAAUUAAAAUACGCAAAUAAUCAUAAAAAAACGAACAAAUUAACUUGACCCCAACCUCAGGAGAACAUUAAAAGACCAAACAAUCAGGCAACUCACCCAAAAAUAAAGCAGAGGGUUUAUAAAAAGAGAGACGAACAUUCCACAAUCUGUACAGUGACAUCCAUUUACGACGGGUAGAAAAAGACAAGACUAAUUUGGUGUAGUAGUGGUAGCAUUAUUUGUAAGAUAUAAGCCAUAUGAAAUGUUUAUAAUAACAGUAAACAAGGACACUAAUUUGGGUAAUACAAUAUAAGAGUUCUCUGUAACGAUGUCUGUAUAUCUGUUUAAUAUAUAGUUUGUCCUUUAUCAAAAUGCCCGGUACUCUUAACAGUUGAUGUAUGAUUGUAAAUAAACAUUUUAAGCUGAAUAAAAAUAAAAGGAAAUGAAAUCAGAGAAA